Musa acuminata subsp. malaccensis (wild Malaysian banana) is the source of this 2174-nucleotide messenger RNA. RefSeq names its product peptidyl-prolyl cis-trans isomerase FKBP53. The record is from RefSeq and is a predicted model, not a curated record. Lineage: Eukaryota; Viridiplantae; Streptophyta; Magnoliopsida; Zingiberales; Musaceae. Gene Ontology annotation, molecular function: peptidyl-prolyl cis-trans isomerase activity.
GAACCGCUGCUCUUCCAAGGAAGCGACCGCUAGGGUUUGAGAGUCUUCCGCCGCAUCCCAAACUCACUGGGGUUUUGCUGACCGCGAAGCAAUCACGACUCGCAAUCGAAGCCCUCGAUUGCUCUCUCUCGUCCUGCAAUGGCGUUUUGGGGCGUCGAGGUGAAGCCUGGGAAGCCCUACACUCAUGUCUACGACGAAGCUCGAGGAAGGCUUCGCAUCACUAUGGCGACGUUGGGGAAUGGCAAGGCGACGUCGAAGAGCGUGGUGCAGUGCAAUGUUGGCAAGAAAAGCCCUAUUUUGCUCUGUAGCUUGGUUCCUGAUAAAGCUGAGUCGUGCCAUUUGGAACUCGAGUUUGAGGAGGAUAACGAGGUUGUCUUUUCGGUCCUCGGGCAGAGAAGCGUGCACCUCUGCGGUUUCUAUCCAGGUGCCCGCCGUGGCCACGGUGACGGAGGAGAUGAGACUGAUUCAUAUGGUGAAGAUAUUGGCGAGGAGGAUUCAGAGAGCUACGGGAGCUUUGAUACUGAGGAGGAUGAGUAUGAAUCAGACUUUAUCGAUGAUGGUGAUAUCGAAAUGUUCCCCUCUUCCCCUCAGCGAAAAAGCAGUGUCAUAAUUGAGGAGAUUGUAGAUGAUGACAAGCCAGCACAUGGGAAUGGCAUUCGUCGGCGUUUAAAGAAAAAGAGUCAAUUGGUUGAAAGUGAUAGUGGAGAUGAUGAUACUAAACUUCAACUAGUUGUCAAGUCUAAUAAUAAUACUGAAGUGUUUGAAAGUGAAGAUGAUGAUGGCUUUCCAAUCUCUUUUUCAGUAAAAAAGAAAGAUGCUGCUAAUAAUUUUGAGGUGGAUAAAAAAUCAGGUGCUACAGUCAAUGACGACAAGAAAAUAAAGAUUGAUGCAAUUAGUCAACGCGAUGAAUCUACAAGGGAUGCUACUCAGCCAUGCGAUUCUUCAGUAGCUUCUGUGGUUGUUCCUGAAACUGAUGGCAUCUCAAAGAAGAAAAAGAGGACAAGAGAAGAUGUUGCAGAGGCAAAAACUGAGACCAAUGAGAACAAUCAUAUGAUAGCACUCAGAAUGGAUGUGACAGAAAGUGAUGGAAAGAAGAAAAAGAAGAAAGAGAAGACCAAGAAGGAUAAGAAAUCUGAUGUAGGUGAUGAUUAUGCAAUGGAGAGAACAGAAGAAGGGUUUAAAGGAGAUGGGAAUGAAGUUUUCAAUGCCAGUAGCUUAGAGAAAAAUCCUCCUCUUGAAGCUGAGAAGCUGCAUUAUGAUCAUGAUGGAAGCGCUAGUGGAAAAAAGAAGAAAAACAAAAAGAAAAGGGCCAAGGUUGAUGAGGCUCAUGAAAAUGCUGGUGCAGAUGCCGAAGCAGAAUUACAAGAGGGAAGCCAGCAUGGAACAAAAAGUAAGUUGGAUUCUGAUGAUACUGAGCUGCAAGAGUCUGCAAAUAAUCACCACUCUGAUAAUCUCACAGUUGAAGAGCCACCUAAAGAUAGUGUUCCUGAUGACAAUGGUCUUGCACAAGAUGCCAAGAAGAAGAAGAAGAAGAAGAAGACAAAGAAGGACAAGAGCCAUGAUAAAGAUUCAACUUCAAAGGAGGUAUCUUUGAAUCCACUAGAUGCAGAACACAAAGCUGAACCACAAAAAACAAGAACAUUUUCAAAUGGUUUGAGGAUUGAGGAGUUAUCUAUGGGCAAGCCUGAUGGAAAAAAAGCUUCUCCUGGGAGUAGGGUUUCUGUUAACUAUAUUGGCAAGUUAAAUAAUGGAAAAAUUUUCGACUCCAAUAUUGGCAAAAGGCCCUUUAAAUUCCGUCUUGGUGUUGGGCAUGUCAUUAAGGGAUGGGACGUCGGCAUUGCAGGCAUGCGAAUUGGGGACAAGAGGAGACUCAUCAUUCCACCAUCUAUGGGUUAUGGGGCUAGUCCUGCGGGGAAAAUACCAGGGAAUUCAUGGCUUGUCUUCGAUGUGGAGCUGGUGGACGUCAACUGAACUCUUCACUCCACGUGUGUGAGAAAUUUUUGCUGGAUAGUGGAUACAUUAGUUCUGAUGUCAUUUUUUACCAUGCCAUUGUGGUUGCAUUGUCCCGAAAAUUUCUAUACCAAGAGGUCUUUACAAACUUUAAUUACUGAUGCAAUUUUUUCCCAAGCAUAUGUAUUCUCUCGUUCCAAUAGUAUAUGCCAAGAGGUGUUUGA